AACUAAUGCAAGUGACACACCAGAAAGCCAUAAGCUUCCUGAAAGUUUGUCUAAAUGGCUGUUUCCUCUCAGCGGCGAGACUCGGCACCUUCCCACAUUGCAAGUUUCGUUUGGAUCGAAUGACGAUUUCUUCGCUUCCGAUCAAGACGGGAAGUUGUCAAGUCGAGAUGCGAGUCCACCCGCCGAGAAGAAAGCGCCGCCACCUAGGCUUGCAGAUGUCGCAAGAGGGUUCAUGAGGAGGAAGGCGCAUACAAUUUCAAGUCCUAAGCUUCCGGAAGAUUUGCAAGCGAAGUUGGAGGAAAAGAUUAUCUCUCCGAAACUGGAACGAAGGAAGACUUUCUUGGACGGACAGCCAAGCCCGCGACCAGAACCGAACCAAACCGCCAUACCACUAAGUCUGUCGCUACACAGGAGGAGGAAAUCGAGAGGUGAAAGCCCUGGAAGAGAACAGACAGGAGGCCCUUUAAGCUUGUCUCUCCACUCGAGAAGAGAUUCAAGAAGCGAAAUGCCAAAGAUAGAAGAAAGAAGACCUGUAGUAGAAAGCGUUGACUACUAUCCUCCUCCGCUAGACACACAGGCGGAGCUGGCAAAAGCAGAACGGAGGAGAAGCCUAUUCUCAGCUGCGGAGCGACAACAGCCUCCACCAGAAGUGAAGCGGGAAGAAUCGAUAGUUGAGGAAACCAGGAGUAUCGUUCAGCCAAAUCAGCCUCAGCUCACAAGACUCGACGCCAAGCCAGAAUUCAUGAAGUCAGAGCAACGCCGAAGUUUGCUUGUCGGAGGACCUUCUGUACGACCAUCAUGGCCCGAGAGAAAGACGCUUUUUAUGAACAGAGAACGGAUUUUAGCAGGCCGUGAUAGCAUUACAGCUAUACCAAAGCCAGCAUACGUCGACGCAUGUGUCCAGACGGAGAUGACAGAUGCGGAGAUCUGCGCUCAUUUAAGCAGUAUCCCUGUCCCGAUUGCAAUGCCAACCAUCCCACUUCCUCCCCGGUCUUCAGUCGCGAUUGGCUCAAUGGCAGAUUUCUUUCGUGGGCAAUACAGUCUUGGAGAUGCGUUGCGGUACGUGUGAGUAAUCGUUCACAGUAUUGAUAUCAUCUCCGAUAUAUGGACGAGAAUAACUUUCGAGCAACAAGGCUGGGCUUCGUGGAGUUGGACGACAGCUCAUGUCAAAAGCUGCAACAAGCCCGAUAACUCCAACAAGAGGCCUGUCCCCAUGAGGUAAAAGGCUCCAAAUCUCACCCAGACUCGGUCGGAAUGG
Mollisia scopiformis is the source of this 1258-nucleotide messenger RNA. RefSeq lists its product as uncharacterized. NCBI's taxonomy places the organism in Eukaryota, Fungi, Ascomycota, Leotiomycetes, Helotiales, Mollisiaceae. The transcript has a single exon. Bases 233 to 1069 code for a protein of 278 amino acids. The record is from RefSeq and is a predicted model, not a curated record.